AUGGAGAGAGACGUGAGCGCUGUGAGCCAGAAGCCUGCCAUCAACCAGGCUGGAACUGAGGAUGCCCGUCCUGUUCGUCGAGAAUCUGAGAAGCACAAGGGAACUCAUGUUCCAUUUGUACACAAAGACAAACACCCUGAUCCUGAGUGGGAUGGCAGCGAAGUGGAUUUCAGUAACAUCAGCAAGAGAAAGGUUCUACGCAAAAUGGACAUCAGGCUCAUUCCCAAUUUGGCAUUGCUCUACUUGUUGAGUUUCCUGGACAGGGGCAAUAUUGGGAACGCAAGGAUCCAGGGUCUGACGGAGGAUCUUCAUUUGACCGGUGCACAGUACAAUUGGUGCUUGACCGUGUUCUUUUUUACUUACUGUGCUUUCGAACCUCCAAGCAACCUUCUGCUCAAACGCCUUCGUCCUUCCGUUUGGUUACCCACUAUCAUGGUAGCAUGGGGUAUAGUGAUGACCUUGAUGGGUACAGUGAGCAACUACGCUGGCCUUUUGUCUACCCGUAUAUUCCUUGGGAUUGCUGAAGCUGGUCUCUUUCCCGGUGUGGCCUAUUUUCUGUCAGAGUGGUAUGUCCGCGAGGAGAUGCAGUAUCGACAGGCUCUUUUCUUUUCAGCUGCCAGCGUUGCUGGAGCCUUCAGCGGCCUGCUUGCCUUCGCAAUCGCAAAAAUGGACGGCGUUGGCGGAUACGCUGGCUGGCGCUGGAUCUUCAUCCUCGAAGGACUACUUACUGUCGUGGUGGGAGUUCUCUCCUUCUGGACCCUUUACGACUUCCCGGAUACCGCCUCAUUCCUCUCCAUCGAAGAGAAGGCAUGGGUCAUACAUCGGUUACGCUACCAAGGGGUCUCUCCUGAAGCCAAGAAGGUCGCUCAGGCCAGCAGGUUUCAAUGGAGAUAUGUGAAGGCUGCUUUCGUAGAUCCGCAGAUCUAUAUCGGGCUUAUCAUGUACUGGGGAAUUGUCGCUCCGCUGUAUGGAAUCUCCUUCUUCCUUCCAACCAUCAUUCGCGACCUUGGCUACACAGCAUCCGCCGCUCAACUCCUAACAAUCCCCAUCUAUAUAACCGCGGCCGCUAUUGCCAUUAUCAGUGCCUACUUCUCGGACCGCCACGGCCAACGUUCCCCCUUUAUCCUCUUCUUCAUGGGCAUGAUCGCCGUCGGGUUCGUCAUCGUUCUCGCCUCAACCGGUCGCGGGGUACCUGGCGUUGUGUAUGCUGGUGUCUUCGUUGCCGUUGCGGGGAUCUAUCCCGCUUUUCCUGGGAAUAUUACCUGGAUCAGUAACAACUUGGCAGGAAGUUACAAGAGAGCGGCCGGUAUGGCUAUACAUAUCGGAGCCGGAAAUCUUGCAGGAGCCAUGGCAAGUAAUUUCUACCGCACUCAAGACGCCCCGAACUAUUACUUGGGCCACUCGCUGGAGUUGGGCUUCUGCGUUGCGGGUAUUAUAGCCGCCGUCGCUCUGAGAAUCGGUUAUGACCGAGUCAACAAGCGGCGUGAUGCCAAGGGCACGGGAGAAAUGACUCAGGAGGAAUUGAGCGACCUGGGCGAUAAAUCACCCUCGUUUAGAUAUGUCCUAUAG
Messenger RNA from Endocarpon pusillum Z07020, 1569 nucleotides. RefSeq lists its product as uncharacterized. Lineage: Eukaryota; Fungi; Ascomycota; Eurotiomycetes; Verrucariales; Verrucariaceae. The transcript is spliced from 5 exons. Gene Ontology annotation, biological process: transmembrane transport. The record is from RefSeq and is a predicted model, not a curated record. Gene Ontology annotation, molecular function: transmembrane transporter activity. Gene Ontology annotation, cellular component: membrane. Bases 1 to 1569 code for a protein of 522 amino acids.